This is a messenger RNA of Fusarium sp. VM40, 3822 nucleotides long. Lineage: Eukaryota; Fungi; Ascomycota; Sordariomycetes; Hypocreales; Nectriaceae. The record is from the annotation of a GenBank genome assembly.
AUGGCUUCCGAAGCUCCCAACUCCGAGCUCUCUGCUGCUCAGAAGCUUAUGCAGAAGCACGCUGAGGCUCCUCACCCCGUCAUCGUCGAAGAUGUACCUGAUGAGGAUCUUCCUAUUCGUGCUCCCGCGGAGGCCUCUAGCUCUGCCGAAGCUCCCGCCGCUCCUGCUCCCAAGGCAGCCCCCAAGCAGCCUACUUCCAAGGCUCUGGACACUCAAUCGCAUGAGUUGUUCCCCGAGCUUGGUGCUCCCAAGGGUAAGGCUGCCAACGUUGCCCCCAUCUGGGGAGCCAAGACUGGCAAUGGUGCCGUCUCCAACGGUGGUUCUCGUGCGUCUACACCUGUCUCUGGAGCUGCUACCCCCAACAAGCCAUCUAUGUUCAUUCCUGGCCGCAAUGUCGAGACUGUUACCCUUGAUCCCCAGUACAUUCUGCCCCGUGGACAGUUGAAGAGACCUAUUCCCGAUAUUAUCAAAGAUAUCAACCGCAAGUCUCGUGCCACCGUCUCGAUGGCCACCUCCACCAACGGCCGCUACAAGUUUGAUGCUACUGGUCCUCAGGAUGUCGCUCAACAGGCGCUCAAGGACCUGGUUGCUCAGAUUGGUACCCGAACUGCUAUCAAAGUUCCCAUUCCCCAGUCGACCCGUGCGCACAUCAUUGGUAAGGGAGGUUCUAUGAUCAAGGCCCUCCAGGAGAAGACUGGUGCCAAGAUUCAGCUCCCCAAGGUCGACGAGAACAACCCCAUUGAUGAGGAGGAUGACGAUGCCACCAUUGACGUUACCAUUGAGGGUAAUGCCCUCUCUGCUGCUUCUGCUCGUGAUGAGAUCCUCAAGAUUGCUGGUGAGCGAUCUGCCAAUGUCCAGACUAAAGUUCGAGGCAUCCCUGCCGCUUUCUACCCUUUCAUUGCCGGCCGCGAUAAUGCCUUAGCCCAGGCUUUGGAAGAGAACAACGGCAUUCAGAUCCGAGUUCCUUCUCUGCAGGCCUACCCUGCGGGUCCCAUUCCUGUCACCAUCAACCCUGAUCAGCGUCCUACCUUCGCCCCUGCUGGCAAUGACGAGAGCCACAUCCAGCUUGCUGGCGACCGUGCUGCUGUUCAGAAGGUUCGCGCCGAGAUCGAGCGCCAAGUUGCUGAGCUCCACAAGCAGCUUGCCGCCGAGCAGCUGUCUAUUCAGCGUGGCCGUCACCAGUUCAUUGUUGGUGACCGAGGUGUUCCUGUAGAGCAGUUCUUCGCCGAUACCGGCUGUUCUAUCCUGCUCCCCACCGACGAGGACGACGAUACGAUCACCGUCAUCGGCCCUUCUGCUCAGGUUAGUGUUGGUAUGGAGAAGGCUAUGGAUCUGGCCAUGGGCAUGCAGAUGUCUAACCUGGACAUUGCUCGAUUCCACCGCAACGCACCUGGUGGCGCUGCCACCCAUGCUGGCAACGUGACCCGAUAUCUCCGUCAGCGUAGAGAGAUCGAGCGCCUCGAGAAGCUUUACAACACCCACAUCAACACCCCUUUCUCCGAGGGUAAUGCUCUUCCUUGGGAGCUCUACUCGCGCGAGGGAAAGAACGCUAUUCGUGCUCAAUCAGAGAUUACUGGUAUAAUCAAUGCCCAGCCUCCUUCUCGCAUGAGCUCUGUUCCCGUUGAUCCUUUCUUCCACCAACACCUUCGCAACAACAUUACUCCCCAGGUGAAGCAGAACUACGGUGUCCAGGUUAUCGUUCCCGAGGCUUCAGAGAGCAACGUUCCUGUUCUCCUGGUCUUUGAGGGCCCUGACCCCGCCGAUGGUCCUUACCAGCUGCCUCGCACAAAGCCAUCGGAUGCUGAGAUCCGAGCCUUUAAGCAAGGACUUGAGGAUGCCCAGAAGCACAUUCUUGACCUGAUCAACAAGCAGGAAGCUAUCACCAGUGCUACUCUUGAUGUCCCUGCUAAGUUCCACGAACGCCUCCGACGAUUCAUCAAGAAGGAGCAGGAAAGCCGAAAGGCUGAUCAAAUCCCUAUCCGGGUUACCAAGGUCGGAACCAACAUCACUCUCCGAGGCCCGGCCUCCGCCGUUGAGUCUCUCGCCGCCAAAGCCAACGCUUUUGUCGAACAAGAAAAGGAGGAUGAGAAGGAGCGAGGAUUUACCCUGUCUUUCGACUUCCCCCAGAAGUUUGCCAACCACUUGAUUGGUAAGGGUGGCAGCAACAUUCGAGAGCUCCGAGACCGCUUCGAUGUCGAAAUCCAGGUUCAGGACGGCAAGGUUGAGCUCAAGGGACCCAAGGCCAAGGCCGAGACUGCUCGAUCUUACAUUCAGGGUCUCGCCCGCUCAUUGGCCGACGAGACAACUCACACUCUGAAGAUCGAUCCCAAGUAUCACAGAGAAUUGAUUGGAGCUCAGGGAAGUCAGAUCAACCGUCUGCAAACCCGUUACAAGGUCCACAUCUUCUUCCCCCGAUCUGCUAAGCCUGCAGACGAUGAGCAGGCUAAUGCCGAUGCUGAGGAAGGUGCCAAGCCUCGCCGACAGCAACCUGCUGACGAGGUUAUGAUCCGAGGUCCCAAGAAGGGCGCGGAUGAGGCUCGGGAUGAGAUUUACUCCCUCCACAAGUACCUUGAGGAGCACUCGGCCACCGCUACCGUUCCUGUCCAGCAGAAGCAGGUCGGAUCUCUCAUUGGCCAAGGUGGUGCUGCUCUCGACGAGCUUCGCCAGGCUACCGGUGCUAGAAUCGAUGUCCCACAAGAUAGGGACACCGACAUUGUUGAAAUCCAGAUCAAGGGUACAGCUUCGCAGGUUGCGAAGGCCAAGAAGGUUCUGGAGGAGAAGCGAGCUGUUUUUGAUGACACCGUUGUCCGAACUCUUGACGUGGACAAGAAAUACCACAAGGCCCUUAUCGGCGCAGGCGGUUCCAACCUUCGUGACAUUGUCGUCAAGGCUGGCGGCUCUGACGACCGACGAGAGCUUGCCCGCACCAUCCAGUUCCCCAAGCAGGAGGCAGAUGGAAACACCAUCAAGAUUGAGGGUCGAACCGAUGUUGUGGACAAGAUCGUUCAGCGUAUUCAGGAGAUUGUUGGUGAGCGCGAGAACCAGGUCACUGAGGUCGUGGAUGUUCCUAUCGAGAACCACCGCUCUCUCAUUGGCCGCGGUGGUGACACCAAGCGCCAGCUUGAGUCCAAGCUUAAUGUCUCUAUUGACGUUCCUCGUCAAGGUGACGGCAAGACUGGCGUCAAACUGACCGGUCGACCCGAGAAUGUGGCUAAGGCGAAAGAGCACAUUCAGGGACUCGUCCAGGAGCAACAGGGCGAGACGAUCCAAGUCCCCAGCAACCUUCACCACUCCAUCUCCAAUGGUGGCCAGUUCUUCCGCCAGCUCCGCAACAACUACUCGGUCACUGUUGACCAUGCUGGUCAACCUCUACCCGCUAAGCCUGACUCUUCCACUCGUUCCAACACUGGAGCUCUUCCUCUGAUCACCGACGAUGAUGAUUCCACAUCUGAGGCUCACUCAUGGAAGGUUAUCCAGAUCGAUGCAGGUGAUGACAGCGAUUUCCCCUGGGUCCUUCGUGGUUCAUCGGAGAAUGUGGAGAAGGCCAAGGACGCUAUUGCCAAGGCUGUCGAGCAGGCCAAGAAGAACGAUGCUACGGGCUAUCUUGUUCUCCCUGACCCUCGAACUUACCGACAUGUUAUUGGACCCAACGGUUCCAAGGUCAACUCAAUCCGCAAGGAGAGCAACUGUAAGAUCCAGGUUCCUCGGGACCAGGCCAAAGAUGAAGCAAUUGAGAUCAUUGGAACUAAGGAUGGAGUCGAGCUGGCCAAGGACCUUAUCCUUGAGGCCGUGCGGGAAGGCAGCAACAAGGUUCGGGAGUAA